This is a messenger RNA of Drosophila ficusphila, 1033 nucleotides long. RefSeq names its product non-structural maintenance of chromosomes element 1 homolog (gene Nse1). Gene Ontology annotation, cellular component: Smc5-Smc6 complex; nucleus. The transcript has a single exon. The record is from RefSeq and is a predicted model, not a curated record. Gene Ontology annotation, biological process: double-strand break repair via homologous recombination; DNA damage tolerance. The coding region runs from base 82 to 798 and encodes 238 amino acids. Gene Ontology annotation, molecular function: ubiquitin-protein transferase activity. Lineage: Eukaryota; Metazoa; Arthropoda; Insecta; Diptera; Drosophilidae.
GCACACAGAACGGCGCGCUUCUUGAUAAAGAGUCGGGAAUUGCUUUGAAUUUGUUUUUACAACUGAUUUAAAAUAUUGAGUAUGGAGCUGGUGAAGCGUGGGUUUCUCCGCGCCUGUAAGAACCACAGCUACCUAAGCUAUGAGCUGAUCGAUAACAUCCUGGUCCCGCUGUGCGCCCGUCACAAGGUGUUGAAACCUUCCAGCAAGGAGGCCAUCAAGGCAUUCGUAAGUGAAAUAAACGACUCCAUCCAAGAUUUGGGACAGUCGCUGGUCUUCAUCAAGUAUCCGAUAAAGGCCGAGGAAUACUUGGUGUACUCCAAGACGGACGCCACUCCCGAUAGUGUCGCAAACACAGGUCUUUCUGCCGAGGAGUGCCAGUACUUCUCCAAAUUGCUCGACAAGAUUGCCGCCGAGGUGGACUGCCACAUCCCCUGGAAUGCCGCCUACAACGAGCUCUUCCUUCAAAGCACUGCAAAGCCGCUGAAGAAGAGCCGCAUGCAGGAUCUUUUGCAUAAGUGGGCUCAAAUGGGAUACUUUAUGGAGCUGGACGAGAGAAUUUACCUGGGCCCACGUAGCCUCGUCGAGCUGAGUUUCUACUUGAGCACCAAUCACUCCGAGAACAUUAAAAACUGCAUGCUCUGCAAGUGCCUGGUGUUGUGGGACACUCGCUGCGCAUCCUGCCACAUCCAGUUCCACCGCGAGUGCAUCCACACAUAUCUUCAGCGGCGCGAUAUUUGCCCAUCCUGCGGCAAUCUCUGGACAACGCCUUUAAGACGCUCCACUAGUUUAUCUCAAUAAAUAAACGAUUUUUGGUUUCGAUUUUCAAUAGUAUGUAAUCAAAAUCAAACAACGAUUUACCAAGAACCCCCGUUGUUCAAUAAGCGGUAUAUAGUAACCUUACUAUGCAGAAACAAAAUUAUUAAACCUAAUUUAUUUAUAUAUUUAUUUAAAUUGUUCUUUUGGUUUAGUCGCUGGAACUCGAUUAAAAUGAUAAUAUUAAAAAACUUGAACUUAGUGGUUCAAAUCAACAACG